UUAAGCCAUAGCAAAGCCCUAAACCCUUAACUUUUGUGUUGUACCUUAAACCCUAGCGAAGCCCUAAAGUAUGUUGGAGUGUAUCUUCUGUUACUCUUGGAUAACACAGGCCUUCAAUUGAAUAAUGCUAUAAGAUACCCAUAACUUAUUUAUUUUUUUCACACAUUCUCAUUUCAGGUUUGUAGUCUUUGUGAACUCCUAGAAUUUUCACUGAGUGAAAUUUAGAUGCAUUGGAUAUCUAUUAUUUUAUUUUUUUUGUAGUUUUUCUUCCUGCUAUAACAAUAAUUUGAGUCCUAGUUGGACGACAUCUUCUGUAACUUGUAAUUAUUUAUUAGUUCUUUGACAUUUCCCUGUUAUCUCAGCCAUUUUCAGGAAAUAGUUUCUCACUCUAUAUAAAUCUCUUGUAAAAUGAACAGGGAUUACUGGAAAUCUAGGAAUUUCAAAUGAACUUCUAAAAAUUUGUUGGCAAUUUCAUUUUAUUGGAAAACUGUUGGAUAAUUGUCACGCUAUGUAAAAUUUUGAAUCUUUCUGGUCUUUGGAUAUCUAGUUUGGCUAGUUUCUUUGAUUAGAAUCCAACUUGUUUUUACAUUAUCAUUCAAAGUAAUUUAGAUUAACUUUAGUGAUUCUGAAAAGAAAGUUUGUGUUUGUGUUUGUAUUUGUGGACCAGUGUCAAAGGAAAUACUCUUUAUUUAUUUGUGUAAAAUAGGGUUACUCAUGAACUUUGAAAUAGUUUUGGGAUUUUGAUCUUUUUGUGAGAGGUAAGGGAAGGAAUUUUGAUAUUAUUUCAUAUUUUUGGUCAUUCAGUUUUAUUGUGGUCCUAAUAAAAAAAUUGUUUAUCUCUCUGAAACUGCCGGAUUAUAUUUUCUCAAAUUAUGCUUCACAACACAAGGUACUCAAAUUGAAAACUAUGAUAUUUUCUGUUAUGAAAGGAAAUAAAACAUUGUGGCUCUCACUCAUUUUAUUUUACUCUCUAUGUUCUUUUUAAUCAUGUGUUGAGUCUUUGAUUUAUAACCUUGCUCAGUAUUUAUUUUGAUUAGGAUUUCUCGUUCCUUAGCACAUAUCAGUUGAUUUCCAAAACAUACUAGAUUAUUUCUUUGCUUUGUUUUAGUCAGCAUUCCAUGAGACUCAGGUCCACUCAGACUCGGUUGUGUUACUCGGCCUUGCCCAAACUCACUCUACGGACGAGACCGAGCAGGGUGGGUUGAAGGCAACUCGCCCCGCCCUUAUAAAGCCCUUAAAAAAAAUAAAAAAAUGCAAAGAAAGGGGAAAAUCCAAUAUCUUAGUUAGAAAUGAGUUUUUUUAUAGUUCAGAUAGUUUUUUGGAUCAUUUAGAAACUCUCAAAAUUUUUUCCCUUAUUUAUAAACUUUUUCUGAAAUAUUCAAGUCCUAAAUCAUAGAAUGAUGGCAACAUGCCCAUACGAUGACUAUAGUUGAGAUGAGAAUACUGAGAUUGAUGAAUUGCAAGACAAGAAAUGAUAGAAUUCGGAAUGAAUACAUUCGAGGGAACGUAGGGAUGGCUCCAAUAAGUGACAAGAUGAGGGAAAGUAGACUUAGAUGGGCUGGCCAUGUGCAACGCAGACCCAAUACAACACCGGUUAGGAGGUGUUAUCUAGUGCAAUUGGAAAACUCUAAGAAGGCAAAGGGAAUGCCAAAUGGGCAUAGAUGGAAGUAGUGAGAAACGAUAUGGCCACUUAUGGUCUUACUGAAGGUAUGGCCAUGGAUAAAGCAAAAUGGAGGAGCAGGAUUGGGCAUAUGCUAUCCCUUAUGCCAGAAAAGCAGCUUAUCAACGUAGUGGGGACAGUUCCAAACGGCACAGCAUUCAUCGAGCUUUCCACAAACGAACUCGGUUUCAUAUACGAAAGAAGCUUGGUCAAAAAAAUCAAAAAGUGUUUAGAUUUUAAAAGACCAGAGCCUGGGCUUUUAGUAGAUGAAGAGUAUGAGGAGAUUGAAAGUCCAGCAAAUCAAAUUGAUGAUUCCAUGCAAUUCAAGGGACUGCAUUUGCGUGAUAUAUCUCAUUGCUUGGUGCCCCGGAGGUUGAUUUGUGAGGUUGCUUAUGGAAUAGAGGCUGUAAUUUCAGGCAUUCACAUGCUGGUUGGUUAUUGGUCAGGACCAGAUAGUGAUGAUGGUUGUGGUUAUGUAGAGGCUGCACUUGUUCAAAUUCUUCCAUCUUAAACUAUUGUGUAUUCCAUCUUGUCUCUCCCCCUGGUUGAGUUUUUUCGAUUUUGAUUUAAAUUGUGCCUCUCUCUCUCUGGUC
Amborella trichopoda is the source of this 2253-nucleotide messenger RNA. RefSeq lists its product as uncharacterized. The record is from RefSeq and is a predicted model, not a curated record. NCBI's taxonomy places the organism in Eukaryota, Viridiplantae, Streptophyta, Magnoliopsida, Amborellales, Amborellaceae.